AUGCAUAACGUCACUAGACUCCUAGUUGGGCUUUCAGCUCUUCUACCUGCACUGGCAACGCCUACAGGACAUACCAAGAACUGUGUGCAGCUCCAAAUUCCCGUGACGGCUUCAGCCAAUAAUACCCGUUACAACUCUGUCAAAGUCGAAAGCAACAUCGAUCUCGUAGACUUUGUCUGGGACACUUCUACCUGGUCGCACGCCAACAGGAGCGUUGAAGUCCUCCCUGUUUCCGGAACUUAUUCCAUCAGCGCUCAACUCUGCAUUCCCGCCGAUGGAAAAAAGUCAGAUAUUUUGCAGAUUGCGACUCAUGGACUCGGCUUUGAUAAGAGAUACUGGGAUCCUGAGCUCAAGCCUGAGGAAUACUCCUAUGUCGAUGCUGCUCUUUCGAAAGGUUACUCCAUCCUUACUUAUGAUCGUCUUGGAACCGGCAAGUCCACUAAAGCCGACGGGUACAACGAGGUCCAGCUUGGGUUACAGGUCGCAAUCCUGAAAGAACUCACUGUUCUUGUACGGGACGGAAAGCUUCUGGCAUCAUCCAAAGUUCUGGGCAAACACCCUGAGAAGUCCUUUAACAGUUACAAGCCCAAGAAGGUCGUUCACGUAGGACACUCUUUUGGUUCCGCCACCACAAGUGGUCUCCUCUCUCUCCAUGGCAAUCUCAGCGAUGGCGCUAUCCUGACUGGCUUUCUUCCCAACAACCAGAGUGGCAAAGUUGGUGCUAAUGCGUUCGGCUUUGAGUUUGCGCGACAGCACGAUCCCAGGCGUUUUAGCGACCGUCCUGCUGGAUAUGCCGUCCAAGCUAGUCUGAGCAGCAUCCAGCAAAUCUUUCUCAAGAAAGGAUCCUUUGAGGUCGAGGCGCUUGAGUAUGCUGAGAAGAUCAAGCAGACAGGUACAGUUGGAGAACUGUCCUCUGCUCUUAUUGGAAAGCCUGCUGCUGAGUUCAAGGGUCCCCUCCAGUACUUCAUCGGCGAGAACGACUACCCUUUCUGCGAUGGCGAUUGCAACAACACAUAUGAUAUGGAGACACUCAAGAGUCUCAAUCCCGCAGCGUCUCAUAUCGGUGUACACUUGCAGCCCGGUACAGGCCAUGGUCUCACUCUUUCGACUAAUGCUACGGCGGGUUAUGAGGUCAUGCUUGCCUACUUGGGCUCUCAAGGUCUCUAG
Messenger RNA from Fusarium odoratissimum NRRL 54006, 1167 nucleotides. RefSeq lists its product as uncharacterized. NCBI's taxonomy places the organism in Eukaryota, Fungi, Ascomycota, Sordariomycetes, Hypocreales, Nectriaceae. The transcript is spliced from 3 exons. The record is from RefSeq and is a predicted model, not a curated record. Bases 1 to 1167 code for a protein of 388 amino acids.